ACACGCCUCUCUCUUCAUCGGCUGUUAUUUGUGCCUUCACACUUUCCGUAUUGCGGUGGUUUUUCUUGUUCACGAGCUGCUGCAGGAAUCUUCGUCGCUUGUGUGUUUCAGCUCUUCUCGUGAAUCAUGGUGACGCGCGGCGGGACGCGCGAGUUCUAUUUCAACACGGUUCUGUCGCUCGCGCGUUCACUGGCAGCGCACCGACCAGCGCCCGUCGAGAAGGUGCAGAAGUUAUUAUGCAUGUGUCCAUGCGACAGCCGCGGCGUCUUCACGCUGGAUGUCCGGCGCAGGGAUGCUGUCAUCGCACUGGCCGUGUUCCUGGUCGAGUCUGAUUUACAGCACAAAGACACUGUGGUGAGUUACCUGUUGAGUCUGCUCAAGGGAUUACCCAGAGUGCAGUGGGUGGAGGAGAAUGCUUGGAGGAAGUGUAAAGAGACUCUCCCGAUGGCGGAAAACUUCAGCUUCUGUUUGGUGACGCUCCUGUCUGACGUCGCUCAGAGAGACCCGGAGUCUCGCUCACAGAUUCUGGAUGCUGUGAUGGAAAUGAUGCAGUCUCUGCUGGAGAUCUGCCAGACGCCCGAGAACCAUGAUAAAGUCUACCUGUGCAGGUAUGCUGUUCCGUGUCUUCUGGGCGUGACCCGAGCGUUCGGUCGCUAUGGUAACGGCGGCGAGCCCCUCCUCUCUCAGCUGUUUCCGCGAGGAGCGCCGCCGCUGGCUCAGCGAGUGUCUGUGGAGACCGAGGGCGUUCGGAGGAGAUCCUUCAAUGACUUCCGCUCUAUUUUACCCAGUUCACUGCUCACGGCCUGUCAGGGAGACACACUGAGACGCAAGAGUGGCAUCGCUAACCCUGACGCACAGGUGAGUCCAGACAGAGGAGGACCGUCGCCCUGCUCUCCCACAGCUCCAGGACCGCAGUAUUUUGAAGGUUCGUAUCUGGCGGAUGGCAGUGUGGUGAAUCCAGAUUAUUACUUCACCACGGUCAGCUCCAGUUUCUCCAUCUCUCCUCUCUUCACCGGAGCCAGCGGACAAGAAAUAAACGUCCCUUCAGAGCUGCUGAGACGCCUCUUACAGAUGGUGAAGCAUUUGGUCUCGGAUUCAUUCCUCAAGACUCUGGAUGCCGUCGUGUCGGAGGUCACAGAGGCAAAUCCAGGCAUCGAUCUCUUCUACAAAACCUUCAGCGACCCGCUGUACGUCAACAUGUUCAAGAUGCUGCGAGACACGCUCUAUUACAUAAAAGAUGUGCAGACGAGCUUCGUUAAAGAGGUGCACGACUUCGUUCUGGAGCAGUUUAGCAGCAGCCAAUCAGAGAUCCAGAAGGUUCUCCGCGAGGAACGGUUGCCAGGGGAACCCAGUCCUCUCAAGCUCCGUUGUCAUGCCAACGCAGCCUGUGUGGACCUCAUGGUGUGGGCCGUCAAAGAUGAGCAAGGAGCUGAGAAUCUGUGCACUAAACUGUCAGAGAAACUUCAGUCCAAGACGUCCAGUAAAGUGAUCAUCGCUCACAUGCCGCUGCUCAUCUGCUGCUUACAGGGUUUAGGGCGUCUGUGUGAGCGUUUCCCCGUCAUCGCUCACUCCGCCAGCACGUCUCUGAAGGAUUUCCUGGUGAUUCCGUCAGCGGUGCUGAUCAAACUCUAUAAGUAUCACAGUCAGUGCAGCUCAGCAGGCGGCGGGAUCAAAAUCAACGUGACCAAUGAACAUUCUCAGUCCACGCUCAACCUGCUGUCCAACAGGAAAGACCAGUCCAUGUACGAGCAGCUCCGAGACAUUUCCAUCGACAACAUCUGCAGAUGUCUGAAUGCUGGCCUCACUAUGGAUCCUGUAAUAGUGGAGGCGUUCUUAGCCAGCCUGUCGAACCGGCUCUACAUCUCCCAGGAGAAUGACAAGGAGGCUCAUCUCAUCCCGGAUCACACCAUCCGUGCGCUCGGUCACAUCGCCGUGGCCAUGAGAGACUGUCCUAAAGUCAUGGAGCCCAUCCUGCAGAUCCUGCAGCAGAAGUUCUGCCAGCCGCCCUCGCAGUUAGACGUGCUGAUCAUAGACCAGCUGGGCUGCAUGGUCAUUACGGGGAACCAAUACAUCUAUCAGGAGGUCUGGAACCUGUUCCAGCAAAUCAGUGUGAAAGCCAGUAAUGUGGUGUAUUCAGCCACCAAAGACUACAAAGACCACGGAUACAGGCACUGCUCUCUAGCUGUGAUAAACGCCCUGGCUAAUAUCGCAGCUAACCUGCAGGGGGAGCAGCUGGUGGACGAGCUGCUGGUCAAUCUGCUGGAGCUGUUCGUUCAGCUCGGCCUGGAGGGCAAGAGAGCCAGUGAACGCGCCAGUGAUAAAGGACCGGCCCUCAAAGCGUCCAGCAGUGCUGGUAAUCUAGGCGUCCUCAUCCCUGUAAUUGCUGUGUUGACCCGCCGGUUGCCUCCGAUUAAAGAGGCCAAACCUCGCCUUCAGAAGCUCUUUAGAGAUUUCUGGCUCUAUUCCGUGGUCAUGGGUUUUGCCGUGGAAGGUUCUGGUCUGUGGCCUGAGGAAUGGUACGAGGGAGUGUGUGAAAUCGCCACAAAAUCUCCACUGCUCACGUUCCCCAGUGGAGAACCACUGCGUUCAGAGCUCCAGUACAACUCGGCUCUGAAGAAUGACACAGUUACUCCGGCGGAGUUAAGUGAACUGCGCAGCACCAUCAUUAAUUUGUUGGAUCCGUCACCUGAAGCCGCCGCCCUCAUCAAUAAACUCGACUUUGCCAUGUGCACUUACCUGCUGUCUGUGUACCGACUGGAGUAUAUGAGGAUGCUGCACUCGAAUGAUGCCGACCGCUUCCAGGUGAUGUUCAGAUACUUUGAGGACAAAGCCAUCCAGAAAGACAAAUCAGGCAUGAUGCAGUGUGUGAUUUGUGUGGGUGAUAAAGUCUUCGAGGUUUUCCUGCAGAUGAUGGCUGAGAAACCCAAGACUAAAGAGCACGAGGAGGAGCUGGAACGCCACGCUCAGUUCCUAUUGGUCAACUUUAACCACACCCACAAGAGGAUCCGCAGGGUCGCAGAUAAAUACCUCUCAGGACUCGCCGAGACGUUUCCUCAUCUUCUGUGGAGUGGAAGAGUUUUGAAGACCAUGUUGGACAUCCUGCAGACUCUGUCUCUGUCCCUGAGCGCCGACAUCCACAAGGACCAGCCGUACUACGACAUUCCCGACACUCCGUACAGAAUAACGGUCCCAGACACGCAUGAGGCGCGAGAGAGCAUCGUGAAGGACUUUGCCGCCCGCUGUGGAGAGAUCUUGAAGGAGGCCAUGAAAUGGGCCGCUUCUGUUACCAAAUCUCAUCUGCAGGAGUAUCUGAACAAGCAUCAGAACUGGCUGUCGGGUUUGUCUCAGCACACGGGUUUGGCGAUGGCUACCGAGAGCAUUCUCAGCUUCGCGGGAUACAACCGUCAAAGCACAACGCUGGGGGCAGCUUUUCCUCAGGUUACCCAGCUGACGGAGCGGCCCACUUGUGUGAAGAAGGACUACUCCAACUUCAUGGCGUCACUCAACCUGCGGAAUCGCUACACUGGAGAGGUUGCUGGGAUGCUGCAGUUUGCCGAAGUGACACACAGUGAGUCAAACCUCAGCAAGCUGAUGGUUUCUCAGAUGAGUGACGCUCUGGAAGCCAAAGACUCGGACGCGUUCACGCAGAACAUGUUCAAGAUGACCGCGCUGCUUAUCAGCACUAAAGAUUGGGAUCUUCAGCUGCUGCAUCAUCUCUGCUGGUCUCCUCUGAAGAUGUUCACGGAGCAGGGCAUGGAGACGGCCAUCGCCUGCUGGGAGUGGCUGCUCGCUGCCCGCAAUGGGAUUGAAGUCCAGUUCAUGCGUGAGAUGGCGGGCGCCUGGCAGAUGACCGUCGAGCUGAAGAUGGGCUUGUUCUCAGAGACGGAGUCGGAGGCAGAUCCUUUAGCUGCUUCAGAAGAGAGUCAACCGCUGCCGCGUCCACCCAACGUCACACCACAUUCGCUCUGGAUUGAGUUUCUAGUGCAGAGAUUUGAAAUCGCCAAGUACUGCAGUGCCGAUCAGGUGGAGAUCUUCACCAGUGUCCUGCAGAGGGCACUGUCUCUCAGCGUCGGCGGGCCCAAGAGCUGCCUGAACCGCCACGUAGCUGCCAUAGGACCCCGAUUCAGGCUGCUGACUCUCAGUCUCACUCUUCUUCAUGCUGAUGUGGUCACUAACGCCACCAUCCGUAACGUCCUGAGAGAGAAGAUCUACUCUACUGCCUUUGAUUACUUCAGUGUGGCUCCACGGUUCCCCACGCAGCCGGAGAAACGUCUGCGUGAAGACAUCAGCAUCAUGAUCAAGUUCUACGCCUGUCUGCUGUCGGAUAAGAAAUAUCUCACGGCCACUCAACUCGUGCCUCCAGAUCCUCAGGACGUGUCGGUGCACAGUCUGUCUGUGAUGGCGGUGACGGACUCCAGGAGCAGUCUGGACGCAGCGGUGGGCUCCAGACAGCAGGCCACACAGGGCUGGAUCAACACAUACCCACUGUCCAGCGGCGUCUCCACGCUCUCCAAGAAAUCAGGUCUGUUAAAGAAGACGAACAGAGGAACACAACUGCAUAAAUACUUCAUGAAGCGCAGAACGCUGCUGCUGGCCCUGCUGGCCAGUGAGGUGGAGCGUCUGACCACCUGGUACAAUCCUCUGGGCAGCCAGGAGCUGCAGAUCUCAGCCGAACAGUCUGUGGAGACCAGCAUCACCAACUGGAGGUCCAAGUACAUCAGCCUGACCGAGAAACAGUGGAAGGACAACGUCAAUCUAGCGUGGAGCAUCUCGCCGUACCUCGCCCUGCAGCUGCCGGCCAGCCACAAUAACACAAAAGCCAUUUUCUCCGAAGUGACCCGCUUGGUUCGGCUGGAUCCGGGAGCCGUCAGUGACGUUCCUGAGGCUGUGAAGUUUUUAGUGACGUGGCACACGAUCGACGCUGAUUCUCCUGAGUUGAGUCACAUCUUGUGUUGGGCUCCGGCAGAUCCUCCCACAGGACUCUCGUAUUUCUCCAGCAUGUAUCCGCCGCAUCCGCUGACCGCACAGUACGCCGUCAAAGUCCUGCGCUCCUUCCCUCCGGAUGCUAUUCUGUUUUACAUCCCACAAAUUGUCCAGGCCCUCCGUUAUGACAAGAUGGGGUACGUGAGAGAGUACAUCCUGUGGGCGGCACAGAAGUCUCAGCUUCUGGCACAUCAGUUCAUCUGGAAAAACAACAAAAAAAGACUACACAAGAACACCAGAAACACCAUAAAUACAACUGAUAUCGGGGAUCUUCUGGAGCAGCUGGUUGAAGAGAUCAUCGGUUCUCUCUCGGGUCCAGCUAAAGAUUUCUACCAGCGCGAGUUUGACUUCUUCAACAAGAUCACCAAUGUCUCAGCCGUUUUAAAGCCGAUUCCUAAAGGUGACGAGCGGAAGAGAGCGUGUCUGCGAGCCCUGGCUGAUAUCAAAGUCCAGCCAGGCUGUUAUCUGCCCAGUAACCCUGAAGCUAUAGUCCUGGACAUUGACUAUAAAUCAGGACUGCCGAUGCAGAGUGCUGCCAAAGCGCCGUAUCUGGCCAAAUUCAAGGUGAAACGCUGUGGAGUGAGUGAACUGGAGAAAGAGGGUUUGCUGUGUCGCUCCGACUCGCUGGAUGAAGCUCAGAGUGGAGAAGACACACAGAAGAUCUGCUGGCAGGCGGCUAUCUUUAAAGUCGGAGACGACUGCAGACAGGACAUGUUGGCGUUACAGAUCAUCGGUCUGUUUAAGAACAUUUUCCAGCUGGUGGGACUCGAUCUGUUCGUUUUUCCAUAUAGGGUAGUCGCUACAGCUCCAGGGUGUGGCGUCAUCGAGUGCAUCCCAGACUGUAAGUCCAGAGAUCAGCUGGGGCGACAGACGGAUUUCGGGAUGUAUGAUUAUUUCCGUAACCAGUACGGAGACGAAUCCACUCUGGCCUUCCAGAAGGCGAGGUAUAACUUCAUCCGUAGCAUGGCCGCGUACAGUCUGCUGCUCUUCCUGCUGCAGAUCAAGGACAGACACAAUGGGAACAUCAUGCUGGACAGACAGGGCCACCUCAUCCACAUCGAUUUCGGCUUCAUGUUCGAGAGUUCUCCGGGUGGGAAUCUGGGCUGGGAGCCGGACAUCAAACUGACCGAUGAGAUGGUGAUGAUCAUGGGCGGGAAGAUGGAGGCCACGCCCUUCAAGUGGUUCAUGGAGAUGUGUGUGCGCGGCUACCUGGCCGUCAGGCCAUAUAUGGAUGCUGUGGUUGCCUUGGUAACGCUGAUGCUGGAUACAGGAUUGCCCUGCUUCCGCGGUCAGACCAUCAAACUGCUCAAGCAGCGUUUCAACCCUGGAGUGAGUGAGAAGGAAGCAGCAGCUUUUAUCAUCAAAGUCAUUCAGAACUGCUUCCUGAGCAGCAGGAGCAAAACGUAUGACAUGAUCCAGUACUAUCAGAACCAGAUCCCCUACUGAAGGCCAGAGAGACCUGAGUGUGUGUGUGUUUCUCUUACUGUCUCUUAACGCUAAAUUGCACUGCUGUCUCGUUCUGGUGUGUUUGUGCACUUCAUACACCUGAAAUGUGUUUGCAUGGAUUUCUACGCACUGAUAUCAGCACUUAAGAAUUGUUUUCUGCACACAUCGCACUGUCUGCUGCACGAUGCUUUUAAAAUUACAAAAUCACUUUUGUGCCAGUUUCAUUUCUAUAUUUGAUGUGAUUUUGUUGUCAGUCUUAAUUUCCAGUUAAAUCAUGUGGUUAUUAAACUAACGCAGAUGUGUUUAUGGACAUGAACAGCCUGGACUACAGACAAAUGUCAUAUUUUAGAGGUGACACAUUUACACAUUAAUGCACAAAUUAACAAAAAUCAGUAUUUGAAUGUUAAUUAUCAUGUAAUAGAGGAGAGGUGUUUGAAGAGAUGAAGUGUUUGGGUUUUUUUGGUAGUGUUUGCAGCUCUGAUUAUGUGUUCAUGUUUCUGAAUCACUGCUUGUUUUGCAGUAUGUGACUGUUUAUUGAUCAGUUGAUCGUACAGUGUGAUUAAUCUUUGUUCGCUCAUUUAUACGCAUCGAUUUUCUGCCUCUCUUUCUGUUCUGUUCUGUUAGUUUGGAUUAUUUAUUCUGUGUUUGUGUGUGAUAUUUAAUAAAUGCCCAUAGUAGUCGCCUGUA
Molecule: messenger RNA, 7116 nt
Organism: Cyprinus carpio (common carp)
Lineage: Eukaryota; Metazoa; Chordata; Actinopteri; Cypriniformes; Cyprinidae
Product: phosphatidylinositol 4-kinase alpha-like
Exons: 56
Coding region: 127-6429 (2100 amino acids)
Biological process (GO): phosphatidylinositol-mediated signaling; phosphatidylinositol phosphate biosynthetic process
Cellular component (GO): plasma membrane; cytoplasm
Molecular function (GO): 1-phosphatidylinositol 4-kinase activity
Source: RefSeq, a predicted model, not a curated record